UGUUUAUUAUUAGCUUUUAUUUCCACUUUCAGUUGUAAAAGACCUGGUCCUGAUACCUGUCCAUACCAAGCCAGACGACUCACUGAAGGAACUCGAUGAGCUGUAUGACGUGGUGAAAGCAGUCAGAAGGAAGUGGAAAACAGACAACAUUAUGAUACUGGGAGACUUCAAUGCAGAUGGUCGAUAUCUCUCUAAGAAAAAGAAGGAAUCAAUCCGAAUCUCCUCUGAUCCUUUCUUUUGGUUGAUAGAUGAUGAUGUUGACACAACGACUAGUAAUUAUAAUGACCACACCUAUGACAGGAUUGUGGUGUAUGGAGAAAAAAUGCUAGAUGCCAUCCUUCCUGAAUCCGCCAAAUCCUUCAACUUCCAGGAGGAGUUUGGCCUGACUGAUGAAGAGGCUGAAAGCAUCAGUGAUCAUUAUCCUGUGGAGGUGGAGCUUGAGAGUGUCCAAACAAAGCAGAGGAAGCAGGCUUUGCCCCGAACAAGAAAAACAUCCACUAAAGGAAAAACUCCACAGAAAGGAAUUAAGAAGAGGACAAAGCCCUGUGGAUCCAAGAGUAAAAGUUCAGCAGGAAAAAAGAGAAAAGGACGACCAGUGACAUCCAACAGCCCAACAAAAAGGAGACGUUAAGCUAUCUUCUCUAGUCAUCCGCUGAUGUGCUGUUUAAAAGUUUUGAUGAAAUCUCCUUGCCUGUUUAAUAAUCAGAUAAACACAAAAAGAUUUUAUAGCCUCAAAAUAAUUCUUUUUUGAUCAUUUCAGUUAAAUAAGCCUUUAAAGGGAGCAUUUGGUCCAGAAGUAUGGGCCCUUUUAACACUCUGUAGUCCAAUAACUUAUUACCUCCAAACUUUAUGUAUUUUUGCUGGUUAUUGCUUUGUGUUUAUUGCUCACAGUUGUGUAAUUUAUAUUUAAGGCUUGUAUUUGAUUAAAUAUAAAAUAACCAAACACUUCACUAAAUGAAUCGAUAGACUGGUAAGUAAAUCGAGCAGAAUUAUAGGUCAGGUUGUCUUGAAAGCAUCCCUGAACUUUGAAAAAUGGAUUAUCUAUUCAAGAUGCAAAUUUUAAAACAUAGAAACAUUGAAAUUAGCACCUUAAACUCAGUAAUCAGGUACUGUUAAAACAGAAAUUGGUAAAGCUUUUAUUAAGAAUGAUUAACACAUAAAAAUAUUUACAUAUACAUUUGUCUUGACUCAAUCAUAUUAAUAUGUUUCACAGGAUGUCCGUAUUUUCUAUUACAAAAUAAAAUAAAUAAAACA
Messenger RNA from Cyprinodon tularosa, 1254 nucleotides. RefSeq names its product deoxyribonuclease-1-like. Bases 152 to 631 code for a protein of 159 amino acids. The record is from RefSeq and is a predicted model, not a curated record. NCBI's taxonomy places the organism in Eukaryota, Metazoa, Chordata, Actinopteri, Cyprinodontiformes, Cyprinodontidae. The transcript has 5 exons. Gene Ontology annotation, molecular function: DNA nuclease activity. Gene Ontology annotation, biological process: DNA catabolic process. Gene Ontology annotation, cellular component: nucleus.